This is a messenger RNA of Chionomys nivalis (European snow vole), 1266 nucleotides long. It is a transcript of the gene Tmem176b, whose product is annotated as transmembrane protein 176B. Lineage: Eukaryota; Metazoa; Chordata; Mammalia; Rodentia; Cricetidae. Gene Ontology annotation, biological process: negative regulation of dendritic cell differentiation. The coding region runs from base 211 to 1017 and encodes 268 amino acids. The transcript is spliced from 8 exons. The record is from RefSeq and is a predicted model, not a curated record. Gene Ontology annotation, cellular component: membrane.
CUUCCUGCCCCCCCCCCCCCAGUUCCUCUACUGUGUCAAGUCAGCUCCUCCAAGACCUCUCUGCUCCAGCCCCACCUCUCUCAGAGGACAGCAGGAAAGGCGAGACCCUGGAGCCUUCACUCGUGUUUCUGUGAAGAAGCCCAAAGCCUCCUCCUCCCUCCUGAAGAGUUGUCAGACUCCAUCCUUUCACCUCUGAGGUGCCCAGGAAAGAUGGCUCAAACUACGGUGACGGUGAACGGAGCUGAAGUGGCCUCCGCACUGCCCACGUCCCCUCACGUCAACAUCCACAUCCACCACCACUCUGCUCUGGAGCAGCUGCUGAGAGCCAUGGGCUCCGUGAAGAAGUCUCUCUCCUGCCCUCAGGACACGGGGCCCUCCAAGGCCAGCAUCCACCAUGGGCUGCUGGCUCUAGGGGUGACCCAGAUAUUGCUGGGGCUUGUGAGCUGUGUUCUCGGAGUAUGUCUCUACUUUGGGCCUGAGACUGAGCUGCAUGCCUUUGGCUAUGCCUUCUGGUCAGGGUCUGUGGCAGUUGUAGCCGGAACUGGCAUCAUUGUCAACGAGAAGCGACGUGGAAAACUAACUGGCCACAUAUCCUGCCUGCUUAUCCUGGCUUGCACUGCGACAGCUGUGGCUGCGACGGUCCUGAGUGUGAACAGCUUAACCUGGCAAACGAGCGGUGCCUACCGUUACAGGAUCAGUUCCACAUGUGACUCCUUACAGACGAGCACGUACAGUGGGGACGGGCUAGUGCAAUUCACUAACAACACAAGCUGGCGGACAGAGAGGUGCCGAGAGUACCUGCUCAUGAUGAUGAACUUGUUCCUAGCAUUGUACAUCAUGCUCACAGUUGUCUGUAUCCUGAAGAUCGUCGUGUGUUUGACUUCCCUGGGACUGAGUCUCCAAAGUAUGUGUGGCCGGAGCUCCCAGGCCCUGGAUAAAGAAGAGGCAGAAAAGAAGCUUCUUGGGGGAGAUUCAACACCUCCCUCCCCAACCAAGGCAAUUCCUGUUAUUCUGUGAGCUGCUACAAAGACCCUGCCUGAGCCCACGUGUGUCUAUGAGCAGAGGAAUCCAGCAAGGGCAGCGCCUGUUCCCAGGGCCUCUGCUGGCCCCACAGCACACAGCUACUUCUGAUGUAGCCACUGUCCAGCCCUCUUUCUCUCCCUCUCUCCCCACUGUCCUCACGCCAAUGUCCUUUGUUCCCUGAACAAUAUUGUGUCAUUUUUUCCAAUGCUAAUGAAGCAGAAACAACCAGAAAAAAAUAGCUUC